This is a messenger RNA of Drosophila obscura, 738 nucleotides long. RefSeq names its product larval cuticle protein A2B (gene Cpr64Ac). Gene Ontology annotation, cellular component: extracellular matrix. The transcript is spliced from 2 exons. The record is from RefSeq and is a predicted model, not a curated record. Lineage: Eukaryota; Metazoa; Arthropoda; Insecta; Diptera; Drosophilidae. The coding region runs from base 1 to 576 and encodes 191 amino acids.
AUGUUCGCCCAGACCAUGUUCGUACUCGGCCUCGCCCUGUCCGUCGCAGUGGCCAUCCCCAUCGAUCCCUAUGGCUCCUCCAUCUCGUAUGGAGCUCCGGCCGUGUCGUAUGCCUCUCCAGCCAUCUCGUAUGCUGCCCCUGCCAUCUCGUAUGCUGCACCCAAACUGCUGGCCGCCCCAGCCAUCUCGUAUGCGGCGCCAGCCAUCUCGUAUGCAGCACCCAAGCUGUUGGCUGCUCCCCUGGCCGUGGCCAAGGUGGCUGUGCCAGAGCCCUACGAUCCCAAUCCACAGUACAGCUUCUCGUACGGCGUGACCGAUCAGAAGACCGGCGACUCCAAGCAGCAGGAGGAGACGCUCGUCAAUGGUGUGGUCCAUGGCAGCUACUCCCUGGCCGAGCCCGAUGGCACCAUUCGCAAGGUCACCUACACCGCCGACAAGGUUAAUGGCUUCAAUGCGGUCGUCGAGAAGAAGGGCGUGGCGAUUGCCAAGCCCGUCCUGGCCGUUGCCGCCGUACCGACCCUCACGAAGAUUGGAUACGCCUCUGGCCCGGGCCUCAGCCUGGGCGGACACUACUAGGAGGAGCAGCAUGACGAACUCUCUGCCACCCCUCUGGGCCCAGGACCUGUUGUUAAGUAGUUCUAAUACACCGAUUAACACCCUUUUCACACCCUCUGUCACCCCUGAAAACCCCAUGAACGUGCGUGCUGUUGACCCACUUCCCGAUCCCGAUUCAGAUUC